Molecule: messenger RNA, 666 nt
Organism: Corticium candelabrum
Lineage: Eukaryota; Metazoa; Porifera; Homoscleromorpha; Homosclerophorida; Plakinidae
Product: alpha/beta-tubulin-N-acetyltransferase 9-like
Exons: 7
Coding region: 1-630 (209 amino acids)
Molecular function (GO): N-acetyltransferase activity
Source: RefSeq, a predicted model, not a curated record
AUGAGACUCAAUCAACAUACGAAGCUAGUCGGCCACAGGGCAGUUCUUGUGCCUUACUGUAUACACCACGUUCCAAAUGCUCACUUUGCUUAUAGGUACCACGAAUGGAUGAAAUCUCCAGAACUGCUCGAGUUGACAGCAUCUGAACAGCUUUCAUUAGAAGAAGAAUAUCAGAUGCAGCAAACCUGGCUGAAAGACGACAAUAAAUGCACAUUCAUUGUCUUAGAUGCCGAAAAAUUGAAUACCUCAACUGAAACAGGUAAUCGGAAAAAUGCUAUGGUGGGUGAUGUCAAUUUAUUCCUCAACGAUCCAGAUGAUGUGAGCGUAGGAGAAAUUGAAAUAAUGACAGCAGAAUCUUCUAGUAGACGCAAAGGCAUUGCAUCGGAAGCACUGACUGCCAUGAUGAGAUAUGCAAAUGAGAAACUUGCUGUCACAAAGUUUGUAGCCAAAGUUGGACAAAACAAUGCUGCCAGUCGGUCAUUCUUUCAAAAGCUCGAAUUCAAACAGGUCUCAUUGAAUGCAGUAUUUCACGAAGUAGUACUAGAAAGGCUGAUUACCGGUGAGGAGAGACAAAAACUACUAGACAGUACAAGUCAUGUUGUGAUCGACCACUACGAUAGAAGUAGCUAAACCUCAAUAGACAGCAACAGCAAUCUCGGUUCUUGU